ACUCCAAACGAUCCCUCGGUCCUGUCCAAAACGUGCAUCAAAGGCAACGGACGGUUGGGAGCUAUAAUACCAUACUGCAAAGAUUCUCUUAUUUUUCCUUCCCCUCGCCGCCGGCUCCGAUAACACGCAUUGAGUCGGCAGCUUCUAUAUAAUUUUUGCUUCCACUUGCCUGUACUUGUACUGGGAGUUCACUGCCGAACAGGAAAAGCUUUCUAGGGCUUUAGAGAAGUACUUCUCCAUCUGCUUCACCAUGGUUGAUGCUUCUGCUGCACUUGCUGUGAGGCAGAAAGUUCAACAGUUUCUGAACGCUGCUCGUACUGGGAAUCUAGACCUCUUCAAGAACUUAGCGGCGCAGCUCGAUGAUGGGAAGGGACCGUCGAAGACUGUGGCAGAUGUUAAGGACGCGAACAAACGCGGGGCGCUUCAUUUUGCAGCAAGAGAGGGCCGGACUGAGGUGUGCGAAUAUUUGGUGGGGGAAUUGAAGCUUGAUGUCGAUAUGAAAGACGAAGAUGGUGAAAGCCCUCUUGUUCAUGCUGCUCGGCAAGGACAUACUGCCACUGCCAAAUAUCUUCUUGAAUGUGGUGCCAAUCCUGCCAUACCUAGUGAAUUGGGGGCCACAGCUCUGCAUCAUGCUGCUGGAAUAGGAGACAUUGAGUUGAUGAGGUUCUUACUUUCCAGAGGGGUUGAUGUUGAUUCGCAAAGCGAUGCUGGUACUCCUCUGAUUUGGGCUGCUGGUCAUGGCCAGCAAGAUGCUGUUGAAGUUUUGUUAGAACACCAUGCUGAUCCUAAUGCUGAUACAGAGGAUAAUAUUACUCCAUUGCUGUCCACUGUAGCAGCCGGUUCCUUGGCGUGCUUAGAGCUAUUGAUUCAGGCAGGUGCUAAUGUGAAUAUUACUGCAGGUGGGGCAACACCUUUGCACAUUGCUGCUGAUAAUGGGAGCCCAGAUAUUAUAAAUUGCCUAUUAAAAGCUGGAGCAGAUCCCAAUGCCCCUGAUGAGGAUGGCCAGAAACCGAUUCAGGUCGCUGCCGCAAGAGGCAAUCAUAGAGCUGUUGAAAUUCUUUUCCCUUUGACAUCAGCAGUUCAAACAAUUGCAGAGUGGACCAUUGAUGGAAUAAUUGAAUAUAUGCAGUCUGAAACUGGGAAACAACAGGAAGAAACUAGAAAUCUGAAGGAAGGGGAUAUUGGCAUACCAAAGCAAGAUAUCUGUAAGGUGACACCUGAAGCAAAGAAGAAAGCUGCGGAAGCAAAGUCAAGAGGAGAUGAUGCUUUCAAAAGGAAGGAUUAUCAUUUGGCUGUGGAUGCGUACACACAGGCAAUUGAUUUUGAUCCCACUGAUGCUACUUUGCUCUCCAAUAGAAGUCUUUGUUGGGUCCGUCUGGGACAGGCUGACCAUGCCCUAGCUGAUGCAAAAGAGUGCAGAGCACUAAGACCGGAUUGGUCAAAGGGCUGCUACCGGGAAGGUGCAGCACUACGUUUACUGCAGCGGUUUGAGGAAGCAGCCAAUUCUUUUUAUGAGGGUGUGAAGCUUGACCCUGAAAAUAAGGAGCUCGUAAAUGCUUUCAGGGAAGCUGUUGAAGCUGGAAGGAAGUUUCAUGGAACAGACAAGUAAAUUGCGUAGUGCUGCUUUAGAGAUUUACGAGUGGGUGAUGCAGUGGUAACCCUGACAGGUGCAUGUCGUGAAGGCUUUCCAUUUUUAGUUGUUAUUAGAGAUGUAUUUUAUUAUCAUUGUUGUCUUUACUUGAACCCUGCAAAAAUAUUUCUGAGGUAUGUACAUAACGGCUAUAUUUAGAUGAAAUUUGAGGAAUUGAUGAAA
Messenger RNA from Malania oleifera, 1813 nucleotides. RefSeq lists its product as uncharacterized. Lineage: Eukaryota; Viridiplantae; Streptophyta; Magnoliopsida; Santalales; Ximeniaceae. The transcript is spliced from 13 exons. The record is from RefSeq and is a predicted model, not a curated record. Gene Ontology annotation, molecular function: protein binding. The coding region runs from base 251 to 1609 and encodes 452 amino acids.